Molecule: messenger RNA, 3068 nt
Organism: Manihot esculenta (cassava)
Lineage: Eukaryota; Viridiplantae; Streptophyta; Magnoliopsida; Malpighiales; Euphorbiaceae
Product: protein BLISTER
Exons: 13
Coding region: 241-2355 (704 amino acids)
Biological process (GO): regulation of growth
Source: RefSeq, a predicted model, not a curated record
CUCCUACCCACCGAAUUUAAACUCAAAAAGGGCAAAAUUUCAAAAAAAGAAAAAAAGAAAAGAAAAAUAAGAAGGAAAAAAGCGAGGAGAUCUGCCUGCCAGGAUACCUCAAUUUGCACGAGCACACAGCUCCCUCCUCCUUCAUCUCUCCCCGAUCCGAUCGAACAUCGCCUCGGCUCAGUUGAUGAUUUAAUUGGGUGAGAUUUGAGGUUGCUAUCUUUUGGGGAUUUGGAGGGUUAAAUGGCCUCGGCUCAGGUGUUGCCAAGCUCACGGAAACAGGAGCAUCUUGAAGCCGGAAAGAGACGGCUGGAAGAGUUCCGUAAGAAAAAAGCCGCAGACCGAGCCAAAAAAGCUGCAGCCACAAGUCAACCUCUUGCUUCUGAUGUUAGUGGAGAUCAGAAACAACCUUUAGAGGCUGAACAUGUAAGGAUUACAGAUUCAGAUGGAGCUGGUACAUCUGAUGGGCCUGGCAGACCUGUUGAAUCAUGCAAUGGAUUUAUCAAUAAUGACAGCAACAUAACUAAUAGGACCACAAAAGCUGCCAAAAAUUUUUUGGAAGGUGCAGUUGCUAAACCUCUAUCAGAGAAUGAUUCCACGACAUCUUUGGCAGAUCUACUUCAGAGACGCACAAAUAAUCAUGAUUAUAAGGGAUAUGAUGCAUCGGGAUUUACAGGAUUAGGUGUUAAUAAUUACAAAGGGACAGAAGAAAUGAGUAAUGAUUCCAAAAUGUAUGCUGGACGACAAGGUCAAGUGUCAUAUGGCAAAUUUUCAGACCAGUCUAUUACUUCACACUCACAAGAAGGUCUAGGUUUUGAUAGCAGUUAUAGUCAAUAUACUCCAUUCCAGUCAACGGAAAACAAUAAUUUUUUGAAGGAUUAUGCAUUUACCUCACCUCAAAAUUCUGCCUCUCAACUGAAAAUUAAGGGCAAUUAUCCCAGCACACUAGCCACUGAUGUGGACUUUAUUCAGCCUAGUAACAACUUGAGAGGGUCCAAUCUUGAGGUUGAGCAAGACAUGAGCGGUGGCAAUCUGCACUUCAAUGGUUCCAUGAAUUCAGAUAUUGGAGAAAGAAAAUUUAGUAGUUUACACAGUAGUUUUCCUAGCGUACAUGGUAGAGAUGUGCAAACAUUUGAAUCAGUUAGUUCCAGUUCAGAUAUCAGGAGCUCCACAAAUCAUGUUCAACAAUUCCCAGGAACAUCUGAACCUAAUUCUAGGAGAUCUCGACCAUCCUUCCUUGAUUCACUUAAUGUUCCUAGAGCUCCUUCAGCUUUGCAAAGCACUGAGCCACAGAAGCAGCAAUCUAUUCCUAGUACCUUAAACUCAGAUGGCAUGGAUGAUCCAGGAUCAUCUGCUUUCCAGAAGGCAACAGCACAGAAUGAAUCUGUGGGAGAGCAGUUGAUGAAAUUUUCUGUGUCCUCUAGCAAUGGGUUUGAUCUAAUGUCACAGAAUGUUAAUGAAAAUGGCUUGGAGAGAAAGCAUGAGCUAUAUUCAUCUAAACAAAAUGAAGAUUUUGCUGCUUUGGAACAGCAUAUUGAAGACUUGACACAAGAAAAGUUCUCUUUGCAACGAGCUCUCGACGCUUCUCGUGCUUUGGCAGAGUCCUUGGCUGCUGAAAACUCAUCAUUGACCGAUAAUUAUAAUCAACAGAGAAUUGUUGUCAGCCAACUAAAAUCUGAGAUGGAGAAAUUGCAGGAGGAAAUCAAGGCCCUUUUGGUGGAACUUGAUUCUGUCAAAAUGGAAUAUGCAAAUGCAAAACUGGAGUGUAAUGCUGCUGAUGAACGUGGAAAAAUUUUGGCCUCUGAGGUUAUUGGUUUGGAAGAGAAGGCACUCAGACUAAGGUCUAAUGAACUAAAGCUGGAGAGGCAAUUGGAGAACUCACAUACUGAAAUUGCUUCUUACAAAAAGAAAAUGUCCAGCCUAGAGAAAGAUCGUCAGGACUUGCAAUCAACAAUUGAUGCUCUUCAAGAAGAGAAGAAACUAUUGCAAUCCAAGUUACGGAAAGCUUCAGCAAGUGGAAAGUCAAUUGAUGUCAGUAAGAGUCACAGUAAUAAAAGGGAUAUGUCAACGACUACAGAAGAUUUAGAUGCCAGCCCUAACACUUCCAACCAGGAAAUAAAUGCUGCUUCACUUGUUGGAAGUGAUAGCCCCAGUUUUCCCAUGCUACCUGAAAGUAGCCAGUCAAAUCUUGAAGUUUCAUCUGCGUAUAUACCUUUAGAUCAGAUGAGAAUGAUUGAAAACAUUAAUACACUAAUUUCUGAGUUAGCAAUAGAAAAGGAAGAGUUGAUACAAGCAUUGGCAUCUGAGUCAGCUCAACAUUCCAGACUUAAGCUGGUGACUGUGCCCAGCAGUAAAUGAUCAUGCAAAUACCUGCAAAAUGUCGUAUGCUGAACCAACAGUUGCAAAUGCCAAUAACCCAUUCUCAAUUCUUUGGAUGGAGAUGAUGUGGAAGGCAAUGUCACUGGUAGUGGAGGUAAAGGCAGGAAUGAUACUGUGUGGUGAAAGAAAGGACUUGUAAAACCAAGAACCAAUUAAGAAAAUGAAGAAGUUGCUGAGGGAUCAAGAAAUUAGAGCCUGAAGAAGUAAUUGACUUAGAUGAGAUUGACGAGCUACAAGGGCUUAAGGUGGUAGAUACUGAAUCUGAUGGGGAUGGUGUUAGUAGUUUUGAUGAGGCUGUCAGGGAAAAGGGCAAAAGGGACAAUCAUGGAUUACUUGGAUCUUUUGUUUUGGAUUUUGAUAGUUACAGGAGUGGUAACACCACUAACUGUACUUUAGAAUGAUUUGGCUUUGAGCUUUUGGAUGAUAGUAUCUUUGAGCCAGUUUUGGCUGCUGGGGAUUUGGAGGUAUGAUUAAUGGGAUUUGAAAAUGGUGAGUGCUGGAGCAAUGUUUGUAUGUUGUGUGGGGAGGAGAAUAAAUGGACAUUUGUAUUUGACUGAGGGUGAUGAGAGAGAAGUUGUUGGAAUUGUCUACUACCCCACCAGAUGCCAAUUUGUUUCAGAAUUUGAUGGCUGGGUUCUGUUUCAGGGCUAUCAAGGUAUGGAAGGGAAGAUGGUCAGCAAGGAAGUUUAUUU